UGUAGAACAGCAAUUACUGAAAAAAAGAGACGUACACACACCAAAAGGGAAGAGAAGCAGAUUUUCUUUCUGGGAAACUUAAAAGAGACAACUAUGGAGAAACAGGAGCAGUCCUCCUGGGGAAUGGGACUGCUAAAGACCUUUGACUCUGAUGAGUUUGCGAGCUGGGAAAAAGUUGGAUCUGGUGGUUUUGGACAGGUUUACAAGGUCCGUCACAUUCACUGGAAAACAUGGCUGGCCAUCAAAUGUCCCCCAAGUCUUCAUGUGGAUGAGAAGGAGAAUGCAGAAUUGCUGGAGGAAGCCAAGAAAAUGGAGAUGGCAAAAUUCCGUUAUGUACUCCCAGUUUACGGGAUCUGCAAAGAUCCAGUGGGACUAGUCAUGGAGUACAUGGAGACCGGUUCACUGGAAAAAUUGCUGGCUUCAGAAAUAUUACCCUGGGAACUGCGCUUCCGUAUCAUUCAUGAGACGGCAGUGGGCAUGAACUUCCUUCACUGUAUGUCCCCGCCACUAUUGCAUUUGGAUCUAAAGCCUGCAAAUAUACUGCUGGAUGCACACCAUCAUGUCAAGAUCUCAGACUUUGGGUUGGCACGAUGGAAUGGAUUGUCUAACUCGCAGGACAUCAGCAUAGAUGGUUUCUGUGGUACAAUCGCAUAUCUACCCCCAGAACGUCUGCGGCAGAAGAGGGUUUCCGAUAUUAAGCAUGAUGUAUAUAGUUUUUCCAUUGUCAUCUGGGGGAUUUUAACGCAGAAGAAGCCCUUUGCAGCUGAAACAAACAUUCUGCACAUCAUGGUCAAAGUGGUCAGUGGACUUCGUCCUGAGUUAUCGGCAAUUCCAAAGCCUAGGCCACCAGCGUGUAAGAGAUUGUUAAAGCUGAUGCAACAAUGCUGGAAGGAGGCCCCCAGUGACCGCCCGACAUUUCAAGAAAUCACGUCAGAAACAGAAGAACUUAGCACCAAGCCACAAGAAAUAGUGCAAGAGAAACCAGAACAGUCUUUGGUUUCUGGCCAAACAGAUGAAGCAACCAGAAAGGGUCCAGCAGUUGAAGUUGAGCAGCCGGUUCAGCAAGGACUGUCCAAGCGGGUGUUCGACAGUGAGGAGUGCAGCCUUUCCCAGCUGCUCUCCCAGUUGGACUCCGGUAUCUCCCAUGACUUUGAGUCGACUGGCAAUGAAUGCCCAUCGACCGGAGAGAUGGCCGACAGCAAAAAGCGUCUGUCGGGCAUCUCGUCCAUCGACUCUGCCUUCUCAUCCCAGGGAUCCAUAUCGUUAUCUUUUGGGAAGGAAACCGGAGGAGUUGAGCAAUCAGUCUCCAACAUACCAAAGAAGAAACUCUAUGAAGCCAUUGUGUCCGGAGAUGUUGGAAAGUUGAUGAAGCUCCUGCAGCCUCAAGAUGUGGACCUGGUCUUGGAUGAUGGCAUGAGCCUCCUCCACUACGCUGUUCAGCUGGACAAUGAGGAAGCUGUCCGCUUGCUGCUGUUGUACAAUGCCAACCCGAAUGUUGCCAACAAGCGAGGCUCAACGCCACUUCACCUGGCCUCAGAGAAGAACCUAAAGGUCAUUGUGGAGCUACUUCUGGGGAAAAAGGCUAACGUAAAUGCCAAGGAUGAAGAUCAGUGGACUCCCCUCCACUUUGCAGCACAGAGUGGUGAAGAAACCCUCUCGAGGCUACUCCUGGACAGGAAUGCUUCAACAAAUGAAGUGGACUUUGAGGGUCGGAUGCCACUCCAUGUUGCUUGCCAGCACAGCCAUGAAAAUGUGGUCCGUGUUCUGCUGAGCCGGGGGGCUAAUGUCCAAGCCAAGGGGAAGGAUAACUGGACGCCCUUACAUUUCGCUGCCUGGCAAGGGCAUCACGUGAUCACAAAGCUUCUCAUCAAGCAGGCCAGGGCAAACAAGGAAGGAGUGACAGCUGACGGAAGAACCCCGCUCCACUUAGCAGCCCAGAGGGGCCAGUACAGGGCAGCUCGUAUCCUGCUGGAAUGCAAGGCUGCGGUGAACAGGAAGACCUUGAGCUGCCAGACGCCUCUUCACCUUGCUGCCGAAAAUGGGCACACCAGCACCUCCAGGCUUCUGAUCAAGCACGGUGUGGACAUCGACGCAACAACAGCGGAGGGAUGGACCUCCCUUCACCUGGCUUCUGAUCGUGGUCAUCUGCCCACUGUAAAGAUGUUGAUUGAAGAGAAGGCAAAUGUUGAGGUCAGGGCUUCCCUUCAGAGGACAGCUCUGCAUUUAGCUGCAGAUAAAGGGCACAGUGAAGUGGUGAGGGAGCUGCUUGGCAGCACAGUAAAUAUAAACGUUACAGACGACGAAGGGCUUACACCCCUGCACUUAGCAUUGAGGUCUGGACAUUCCAUAACUGUUGAGAUCCUCCUGGCACAUGGGGCAGAUAUUAAUUUGCAUGGAAGUAUGCUUCAGACACCAUUAAGUCUGUCACAGGAAAUUGGGAGCAGCUUCCUCGAUGAUGCCCUUCAGAGCCUGACAGAUUUCGAUGUAGAAGUAUUGUGAGGUAGCCAAAAAUCAAGAGCGGUGGCAACGGAACUAAACCUCCAAUCCUGCUGAGAUAUUACACAGGGUUACCUGAGAUGGGGGAAUGCUUGAACAGUAGAAGAGCUCCAUUUAACGUAACUGUCCAUUGAAUGGGCUUUGACAGGAAGUCACCCGAGGAAUUUCUGUCAGUACGUUGAGAUUGUGGAGGACAAAUCAAGAGGAAUGCUGUGGACUGAGGCUUUGUUAAACCUUUCUGUACUCUCCAAACACAUUCCAUUGGGAACUUUAGUGGUUGGAGCAUCCUUUGUACCCUCAAACUAUUUAAUUGCUGGAUUGACAGCAUGCCAACCAAAAUAUGCAAUCAGUUCUGAAGUGUAUCUCUCGCACCAAUCUCAUCAUUUGUAUACAUCUUGCUCAUGAUAAUCAAUAUUGCUGAACGGGAUCUCCAAGGCAUUAACCUGCAGUGACAUUGAGCUUCAUAAUUUGUGCCAGAGGUAAUGUUGCCUUUAUGCUGGAUCAAUACUGUUGAACUCACUUUGGAUCUGACUUGCCUUUGAAAGAGCAAGCAUACACUUAAUGGAUGCAUUAACUGUUUUAGUCUACAAUUAAGUAAGCAGAUUAUCACCUGACCUAUUGAAACAAAAAAUGAAAAGCAGCACUUGAGCAGAAGCCUUCAUGUACCACAUUGAAGAUGCACAUAAAAUGGGAUAAUGUAUUUUUUCCAUCCCUACAUUUGCAUAUGUUAAUUUGUCUCAUUUGUUUGUUGUAACAUUGUUGUGGUUGAUCUGGUAUGUUUCACUGAAUCUAAGUACAAUUUGAUGCUUUUUCCUUUGAUCCAUAAGUAAAUUGUUUGUCUGGUAGCAUGCAUGAGAAUGUGUAGUAAACAAGUCUAUUAUAUCCAAAGCCUUUCCACUAUAUAAUCUUCAUUAUUACCAGUAGGAAAUGAAUCAAAUGCCAUAUUAUUUGUACUGUAUUAUAUUGACCUUUGUGAUCAUACACAAUUUUACUUCAAUCUGAUCUUUCCCUAUUGUGUUUUGCAUUUUUGCUUCAUGUAAUAGUUUUCAGGAAUUUUAUAUUUAAUAAGUAUUAUAAAGGAAAAUGAUACCAAAGUGGGAACCCUACAGAGAUCUGGGUAAUACUAUCUGAAUAGACUGGCUAACUUGCUUUUUCUUUGUUACACAGUUACUACAAAGGCCAUUUCAAAUGAAAACUUGUAUAAAAUCUCCAGUGUUUUGUUUUGCAUUAAUAGUCCUUUAAUGUUUUUAUCUAUAAAAACAAUGAAAUUGUUAUGAUUCUUCUCAGAACCAAAGGAAAAGGGAGAAAUGUGUUAGGUAGAAGUAUAUGUCGUGAUCCUUGGACCAUCAACACUCAAAAACUGUGCUGCCAUUUACUUUAGAGACUAGUCACAAGUGCAAAAUAAUUUUUCUUUAAAAAAAUGAUCACAAUAUUAAACUUGUACGACUAUUAAAGUUUCCCUUUGGCCAGUGUGACACAGGUUUUAAGUGCAUACACCAAAUUUUAGAUUAGCUAAAAAUAUACUUAUAGAAAAUUCACAGCUUAUUGCUUCUUAUCUAGAGUCAAAAAUUUAAAAGCAUCUGCCAAUUUGUAAAUUUGCUGCAUCAUUAUUUAACCUUUGGAAUGUUUAUACCUAUAAGACUAUCAAGUCUGAAAGGAAUGUGCCUCCAGUUAAUCAUAACCCCACCUUAGCAGAAUAGUAAGACAAUAUACAGGGUGUAAAGCCUGUCUGUUGAAAAAGAAAUGUUUGUGGAGGAAGAUGUUAUCAAGAAGUUCCAAAACUCAUUGAGGAAGUAUCUGUGCCUCUUUAAAGCUGAACUUUAGCUUGAAUGUUUCCAAGUUAGUGACAAUAAUUCAAUACAACCUUGUGUUAACCCGAGCAAGUGAAAAGAAUGUCCCUCUGCAGUGGCCUGUACCUCCUGACUGGCUGACUUCAUUUUCAAUACUCCACUGACUGUGGCUGAAGUACUGACUUUCCUUUUUCACACUUAGCCGUGUCGAUGGAGAUUUGCUGGGUAGGAGGUGGAGUACUUUACAGGGGUGUAAAUAGAAAAUACAUCAAUACUUGGGCCAUUGUGCAUCAUAUUUUAAAGUAUCUCAGGUGGUGUUGUUGAUUUUUCCUUUAAUUUUUCAGUUAUCUUAAUUGCUAUGCGAUUAAUGGAAAUAUGUACGCUUUAGUACAUUUUAGAGGCAAUGUUUGCUUUGUACUGUCAUAGACUGCUAGUUAUUCUCAUUGUAACUAACAUUGUUAUUUCAUUAAGACUACUAA
Messenger RNA from Pristis pectinata (smalltooth sawfish), 4765 nucleotides. RefSeq names its product receptor-interacting serine-threonine kinase 4 (gene ripk4). Gene Ontology annotation, cellular component: cytoplasm. Gene Ontology annotation, molecular function: ATP binding; protein kinase activity; protein binding. Gene Ontology annotation, biological process: protein phosphorylation. The record is from RefSeq and is a predicted model, not a curated record. The coding region runs from base 94 to 2499 and encodes 801 amino acids. The transcript has 8 exons. Lineage: Eukaryota; Metazoa; Chordata; Chondrichthyes; Rhinopristiformes; Pristidae.